Messenger RNA from Cryptomeria japonica (Japanese cedar), 1044 nucleotides. RefSeq names its product probable nucleoredoxin 1. The transcript is spliced from 2 exons. Bases 79 to 810 code for a protein of 243 amino acids. Lineage: Eukaryota; Viridiplantae; Streptophyta; Pinopsida; Cupressales; Cupressaceae. The record is from RefSeq and is a predicted model, not a curated record. Gene Ontology annotation, molecular function: thioredoxin-disulfide reductase (NADPH) activity.
UGUUCAUAACAUAUUGAAAAGUUUUGAAGCAUAAGAAAUUGUUUUGUUUAGAAGCAGGAAGCAUUCAAAUUGUAUACAAUGGCCAACAUCGAAACCCAACAGAGCCUGAGUUCUCUGCUGUGCACUGACGAAAGAGAUUUCUUGAUCAGAAACAAUGGAGACCAGGUGCCAGUAUCUGAGCUGACAGGCAAGAUGGUUGGUUUAUAUUUUUCUGCUCAUUGGUGCCCACCAUGCCGAGCAUUCACCCCAAAGCUUAUACAAGUAUACAAUGAGCUCAAGCAAAAUGGGGAAUCCCUUGAGAUUGUUUUCCUCUCUAGUGACAGAAACCAACAAGGUUUUGAAGAAUACUAUGCAAGCAUGCCAUGGUUAGCUCUUCCAUUUGGAGACAAAGUCAAGAAGGAUCUAAGCCAGUACUUCCAAAUCAGAGGAAUUCCAUCAUUGAUCAUGAUUGGCCCUGAUGGCAAAACUGUGAGAAAAGAUGGCGCAACCAUCGUUCGUGUCCAUGGGGCCAAGGCUUAUCCCUUUACUGAUGCUUGCGUUGCAGUGCUGAACAAAGAAUUGGAAGCAGCAGUGGAGAAAUAUCCAAAACAAACAAAGCAUGAGCUGCACGAACAUUCUCUGGAAUUGACUCGGAGGAAGCAAUACAUGUGUAAUGGGUGUGAGGAUGCUGGGUGUAGUUGGUCUUACUACUGCCAAGGAUGUGAUUUUGAUCUUCAUCCAGAUUGUGCUUUGAAGGAUAAGCACUCUGAUGGAAAUGAGAACAAGGCAGGAGAAGUCAUAUGUGAAGGAGAUGCUUUUCGAAGGGUUUAAGCAGGCAUGAAAGUAAGGUUUUCAGAGGGUUUUCUUAAAUAGGCUUCUCAAUAAAGUAUAUGGAAGAUUAUAUACCUGCACUUUGGACAUAAUAUCUUUUUUCCUCUGUUGUAGCGCACAAUAUCUUAUGACCGGACGCUUAUUUGAUCUCUCCCUCUCUCUGGUUGCAUAUGCAAGCUUUUUAUGAGCUAAAACUUGUUUAGCAUUUUUAUGAUCUCAACAUAUCAUAUGGAA